Molecule: messenger RNA, 1957 nt
Organism: Colius striatus (speckled mousebird)
Lineage: Eukaryota; Metazoa; Chordata; Aves; Coliiformes; Coliidae
Gene: DOC2B
Product: double C2 domain beta
Exons: 9
Coding region: 158-1354 (398 amino acids)
Cellular component (GO): membrane
Source: RefSeq, a predicted model, not a curated record
CAGCAGCAGCAUGCGUGCGGCGGCUGAGGCUCAGGGCGCGAGAACCACGUAAGGUGCCCGCCGGAGCCUUCACCCGCCUCCCCCGGCAGGAACUUCCCGGCUCCCUCCCGCACGGUCCUGGCUUCUCCGGGGGGGUUUGGCACCGACAGCCGCAUGCAUGACACUCCGAAAAGGAGAGAAAAUGACCAUAAGUAUCCAGGAGCACAUGGCUAUUGACGUCUGCCCCGGCCCCAUCAAACCCAUCAAGCAGAUCUCCGACUACUUCCCCCGCUUCCCCCGCGGGCUCCCGGCCGCCGUGGGCCGCAGCGGCCCCCUGCGCCCCGCCGUCAGCCAGCCCUCCGUCAGCCCCGCCGAGGCGCCCCGCGACGACGACGACGACGUGGAUCGGCUUUUCGGGGCGUAUGGCACGACGCCCGCCGAGCAGCCGGCCAAGCCCCAGGCUCCCGAGGAGCUGGUGGACCCCGAGGGCUACGAGUCCGACGACUGCACCACGCUGGGGACGCUGGAUUUCAGCUUGCUCUACGAUCAAGAAAACAACGCUCUCCACUGCACCAUCAACAAAGCCAAGGGCCUGAAGCCAAUGGACCAUAAUGGUUUGGCUGAUCCAUAUGUGAAAUUGCACUUGCUUCCUGGAGCCAGCAAGGCGAAUAAGCUGAGAACCAAAACGCUGAGGAACACCCUGAACCCCACCUGGAACGAGACCCUCACCUACUACGGCAUCACCGACGAGGACAUGAUCCGCAAGACGCUGCGGAUCUCUGUCUGUGACGAGGACAAGUUCCGCCACAACGAGUUCAUUGGGGAGACGAGGAUCCCGCUGAAGAAACUGAAGCCCAACCAGACCAAAAACUUCAACAUCUGCCUGGAGAAGCAGCUGCCGAUAGAUAAAACAGAGGACAAGUCGCUGGAGGAGCGUGGCCGGAUCCUCAUCUCCCUCAAGUACAGCUCUCAGAAGCAGGGGCUGCUGGUGGGCAUCAUCCGCUGUGCCCACCUGGCUGCCAUGGACGCCAACGGCUACUCCGACCCCUAUGUCAAAACUUACUUGAAACCAGAUGAGGACAAGAAGUCAAAGCAUAAGACAGCUGUGAAGAAGAAGACUCUGAACCCCGAGUUCAAUGAGGAGUUUUGCUAUGAGAUAAAGCACGGUGACCUGGCAAAAAAGACCCUGGAAGUCACAGUGUGGGACUAUGACAUCGGGAAAUCAAAUGACUUCAUAGGUGGAGUCGUGCUGGGAAUCAAUGCCAAAGGCGAGCGGCUGAAGCACUGGUUCGACUGCCUGAAGAACAAAGACAAGAAGAUCGAGCGCUGGCACACGCUGACAAACGAGCUGCCAGGGGCUGUCCUCAGCGACUGAGCUGCCAGGGGCAGGCACAGCCCCACAGCCCAUGGACUGCUCUGCUUCAGGGCUUUGGGCACGGGGGAUGGUGGUACUGGGACAGCCCCCACCACGGCCUGGCUGCAGGGAAACCCUUCCCAGGGAACGAGGCAGCAGCGGUUCGCUCUGCUCAGCACGUCCCGGCUCCUAAGGCUUGUCUAAAAUGCCUCUUUGCACCCUCCCACACCCUCCCCACACACACACACACACUCACAAGCAUGUGUGUGCAUGCACACACCAUGGACACCUCAUGCCUGCAUGCACUGCAGUUCUGACUCCUCUCCAAGUCUUUGCUGUACUGAAUUACCUUCUCGCUGCCUUGCGAUUCAGUGGCAAAAAUGAAUGCAUCAGCCUCUGUUCGUGUGUCUAAUAUGAGCAAAAGGCAUCACUAAACCCUGGAACUGUUUUCUCAAGGCGAUUGUGCCAUAUUCCUGGUGGUUUGUCAGUCUCUGUGGUUUGGACCUAUGCAUUUAAAGCUCCUCCCUUGGAAUGACUGUGUCCCCUGACAGGACGUUUGCUUUUCUUCCUGCAGUGUUGUGCUCGUCCUCUCCAGUACCCCGUGUGAAGUGACCCAGCAAGCUG